Messenger RNA from Condylura cristata (star-nosed mole), 4734 nucleotides. RefSeq names its product megakaryoblastic leukemia (translocation) 1 (gene MRTFA). NCBI's taxonomy places the organism in Eukaryota, Metazoa, Chordata, Mammalia, Eulipotyphla, Talpidae. The coding region runs from base 1 to 3633 and encodes 1210 amino acids. The record is from RefSeq and is a predicted model, not a curated record. Gene Ontology annotation, biological process: smooth muscle cell differentiation. The transcript has 19 exons.
AUGGGCUCGGAGGGACGAACGCAGCCGCGCCGACCUCCUCCCACCUCCUCGCAGAGGCUCCGCCAGUUCCAGACUUCCCUCAGCGAUGAGGUCACCUCUCUGCUGCCCAGUGGCUACACCAGCCUGGGCGGGGAGAGGGGUGGGAGGUGGGAGGUGCCGCUGCUUCCGUGGCUGAGAGGAGCCGGCGGUGGCCGCGUCUGUGGUGGCCGCUGUUGCGGCGAGAGCGACCGUUUGUUUCAUCCUCCCCAGUCCCGCGGCUCCGCCCGCCCCACGCCUUCCGCUCGCGGCGACUUCUCUUGUGCCUCGCGCGCCCUGACUGGACGUGGAGUCCCUCGUGGGGAGAGCCGGAGCGGGGACCGCCGCGGAGCCGGGCCGGGAGGAGAGCCAGGCGUGAUCACAAGGUAUGGUUGGCAUGGAAUUGAAUUUCACCUGUUUGUGGGAAUUAUAAACAAGGUUGCCAUCACGAAAGCCAAAGUGGAUUUCUCCAGUGUAGUGUGCCUGCCCCCUUCCGUCAUUGCUGUGAGUGGGCUGGACGGAGGAGGGGCUGGCGAAAAUGAUGAUGAGCCAGUGCUGGUGUCCCUGUCUGCGGCACCCAGUCCCCAGAGCGAAGCUGUUGCCAAUGAACUGCAGGAGCUCUCCUUGCAGCCCGAGCUGACCCUGGGCCUCCGACCUGGCAGGAAUCCCAAUUUGCCUCCACUUAGUGAGAGGAAGAAUGUGCUGCAGUUGAAGCUCCAGCAGCGCCGGACGCGGGAAGAACUGGUCAGCCAAGGGAUCAUGCCGCCUUUGAAAAGCCCAGCUGCGUUUCAUGAGCAGAGAAGGAGCUUGGAGCGGGCCAGGACGGAAGACUAUCUGAAACGGAAGAUUCGAUCCCGGCCAGAGAGAUCGGAGCUGGUCAGGAUGCACAUUCUAGAAGAGACCUCGGCUGAGCCUUCCCUCCAGGCCAAACAGCUGAAGUUGAAAAGAGCCAGAUUGGCUGAUGACCUCAACGAGAAGAUUGCACAGAGGCCUGGUCCCAUGGAGCUGGUGGAGAAGAACAUCCUGCCUGUGGAGUCCAGCUUGAAAGAGGCUAUCAUAGUGGGCCAGGUGAAUUACCCCAAAGUGGCGGACAGUUCUUCCUUCGACGAGGACAGCAGCGAUGCCUUAUCCCCUGAACAGCCUGCCAGCCACGAGUCCCCGGGCUCAGUGCCGUCGCCGCUGGAAGCCCACGUCAGUGAGCCACUGCCCAGCGCCACCCCCGUAUCUGCCACUCAGGCUGUUUCUCAGCUCCCGGUGGGCCUGGAUUCUGGAGAAGCGCCCUUCCUGGCAGAGCAGCCGCCCCUGCCGCCCAACCUCACCAACGGGACUGCUGCCCCCGCCGCCAAGCCCUCCCCCGCGCUCAUCAAGCAAAGCCAACCCAAGUCGGCCAGCGAGAAGUCGCAGCGCAGCAAGAAAGCCAAGGAGCUGAAGCCAAAGGUGAAGAAGCUCAAGUACCACCAGUACAUCCCCCCGGACCAAAAGCAGGACAAGGGGGCCCCCCCCCUGGACUCCUCCUACGCCAAGAUCCUGCAGCAGCAGCAGCUCUUCCUGCAGCUGCAGAUCCUCAACCAGCAGCAGCAGCAGCACUACAACUACCAGGCCAUCCUGCCCGCCCCUCCAAAGCCAGCGGGUGAGGCUCUAGGGAGCAGCGGGGCAACCCCAGUGCGCAGCCUCUCCACCGCCAACAUCAGCUCCAGCUCGGGUGCCCCUGGGCCUGGUGGGCUGACGCGUCAGAACAGCGCCUCGCUUAGUGGCAAGCCAGGCGCCCUGCCUGCCAACCUGGACGAUAUGAAGGUGGCAGAGCUGAAGCAAGAGCUGAAGCUGCGGUCGCUGCCUGUCUCGGGCACCAAGACAGAGCUGAUAGAGCGCCUGCGCGCCUACCAAGACCAAAUCAGCCCCGCCGCAGGGGCACCCAAGGCCCCUGCUGCCACAUCCAUCCUGCCCAAGGCUGGCGAGGUGGUGGUCGCCUUCCCAGCAGCAAGGCUGAGCACCGGGCCUGCUCUGGUGGCGGCAGGCCUGGCUCCAGCAGAGGUGGUGGUGGCCACAGUGACCAGCAAUGGAGUGGUGAAGUUUGGCAGCACGGGCUCCACGCCGCCAGUGUCCCCCACGCCCUCAGAGCGCUCGCUGCUCAGCACGGGCGAUGAGAACUCCACUCCCGGGGAUGCCUUCGGUGAGAUGGUGACGUCACCUCUCACCCAGCUCACCCUGCAGACCUCGCCCCUGCAGAUCCUGGUGAAGGAGGAGGGCCCCCGGGCUGGGUCCUGCUGUCUGAGCCCCGGGGUGCGGGCAGAGCUGGAGGGGCGCGAUAAGGACCAGAUGCUGCAGGAGAAGGACAAGCAGAUCGAGGAGCUGACCCGCAUGCUCCGGCAGAAGCAGCAGCUGGUGGAGUGGCUCCGGCUGCAGCUGGAGCAGGAGAAGCGGGCCCAGCAGCCCGCCCCGGCCGCCGCCCCCGCUGCCCUGGGCGCCCCGGUGAAGCAGGAGAACAGCUUCCCCAGCUGUCCACUGAGCCAGCAGCCCCCGGGCCCUGCACUCCCCUUCAGCCCCAGUCUGGCCCCCCACCACCUCGUAGAUGCCUGUGCCCUGGCGCCCCCAGCCGUGGUAGUGAAGCAGGAAGCGGGGCUGCCUGAACCUGAGCUGGCCCCCAACCCCCAGCUACUCCUGGGCCCACCUGGCCCCAGCCACGUCAAGGGGAUCACACCUCCCACCCUCAUCACUGACUCCACUGGGACCCACCUUGUCCUCACCGUGACCAAUAAGAAUGCAGACAGCUCUGGCCUGCCCAGCGGGAGCCCCCAGCAGAGAGGCCAGCUGUCCCCUACCAAGGGGUCGUCGGCUGUCAGCCCCCUGCUGCUGCCACCCACUGAGCCCCGAUCCUCCACUCAGCCCGGCCCAGAGCCUGGGUCCCAGCCUGGGUCCCCAGCCCCCGGCCCACCUGCCCAGAUGGAUCUGGAGCCCCCACCACUGCCGCUCUUUGGGACACCGGCUUCUUUGCUGAAGAAGGAGCCACCUGGCUAUGAGGAGGCUGUGAGCCAGCAGCCCCGGCCGCAGGUGAAGAAGGAAAAUGGCUCCUCAAGCCAGCAGAUGGAUGACCUGUUCGAUAUUCUCAUUCAGAGUGGAGAAAUUUCAGCAGAUUUCAAGGAGCCAGAGAAAGAGAAGCCCUCGGCAACAGUUGCCUGUGGGUCGCCGCUGGCUGUGCAGACCCCACCCACUGCUGAGCAGCCACAAGCGGUUCUGGCCCCCUCAGGUUCCCCUGCACUCCCUGGGCGCCUGGAGGACUUCCUGGAGAGCAGCACUGGGCUGCCCCUGUUGACCGCCGGGCACGAGGGGUCCGAGUCCCUCUCGCUCAUUGAUGACCUCCAUAGCCAAAUGUUGAGCAGCUCAGCCAUCCUGGACCACCCUCCGUCUCCCAUGGACACCUCGGAAUUGCACUUUGCCUCUGAGCCUAGCAGCGUGGGCCUGGACCUCAGUGACAGCCACCUGGACAGCAUGGACUGGCUGGAGCUGUCUGGUGGUCCCGUUCUGAGCCUGGCUCCGCUCAGCACCACAGCCCCGAGCCUCUUCUCCACGGACUUCCUGGACGGCCACGACUUGCAGCUACACUGGGACUCCUGCUUGUAGCUUUCAGUCUACAGGGCCGGGGCAGGAGGACUGAAGUGCGGGGGGUGGGGGGGCCUCAGGAACUUGAGGGACCGUGACCGUCUCCUGCCUGACCCAGCCUCUCCGUGUGGUCGUGAGUCCUGACAAUCACGGGCCCUGCCUCUCCUUCCUUGGGGGCUGGAGUGGGGGUGUCCCUGCACCUGCUUAGGCUCAUUGAGGGCAACAGGCUGCUCUGAGCAGCUCUGGGUCCACCCUGGGGCUUUGGUGGCCUGGACAGGCCCGUGGGGGGGGCCAUUCUACUUGACCUCCUUUUGUGAGGUUGGAGGUGCCCUUAACUGCAUUUUUGGCUCAGACAGGAGAGGUCAGGGGCUAAGGGGGCAAAUCUUCCUUCCUCUCCCCACUUUCCUGCAAGUGGAGACACUGGGCCUUUAUCUCCCCAAGACACUGCUCCGCCAAGCUCCCUGGGUGGGGGCGUCCUGGCUCUGCAGAAUUGCUGCCAGGUGUGACUGUACAGUGUACAUACAUAUUCUAUAUCAUCGCCAUACAUCUAUAGAUACAACACUUAUAUUAUUGGGGAGCAGGAGGGGGAUGCAACUCCCUCCUGUCUGGCACAUGCAGAAGGGUCGAGAUGUGGAGUCCUCUGGCUGCCCCCACCUGUCUCGCUUCCUGCUCCUUACCAGUGCCACGAGGGCAGGGGUGCCACCUGCCCACAUUCCAUCCCACUGCCUUUUUGCAGCCACCAUGGCCCUGAGACAGGAAGGGCAAAGGUGGCUGCCUGGGGCCUCCCCUCCCUCCCGGCCGGUCACUGUCACUCGGGGAGGGGGGGGAGUGGGAAGGGGGGAAUUGUGUGUGUUUUUUUAAAAUAAAAUCACAAGCACCAUGUGUUGGCCCAUCCUGUCUGAUCCCUGGAGGGGUGGGUGGCUUAACAGCUGGGCACACGGUGGCCCCUCCCUGCCACUGGCCUGGCUGUGUAUCCUAGGCAAUUCCAGGAGCGGAACCUUGGACGUAGGCUGCGCAGUCCUGCUGGACAGGAGACAGGAAGUUCCCAGUCCUGGGAAAGGCUGAAGGCGAAGCAGCAGAGGACACUGGACACAAGCAGGGGAUGUGGUCAGGGGCGCUACC